This is a messenger RNA of Tuber melanosporum (Perigord truffle), 1956 nucleotides long. RefSeq lists its product as uncharacterized. Gene Ontology annotation, cellular component: endoplasmic reticulum membrane; plasma membrane. Bases 1 to 1956 code for a protein of 651 amino acids. NCBI's taxonomy places the organism in Eukaryota, Fungi, Ascomycota, Pezizomycetes, Pezizales, Tuberaceae. The transcript is spliced from 5 exons. Gene Ontology annotation, molecular function: glucosidase activity. The record is from RefSeq and is a predicted model, not a curated record. Gene Ontology annotation, biological process: fungal-type cell wall organization; (1->6)-beta-D-glucan biosynthetic process.
AUGUCGCCGCGUCCUCUUCCACCUCCUAUAACGUUGAAUUCCAGUACUCUGGAUCUACUCAAUCAGAAUGGAAACGGUCGGGGUGGGAAUCCUAGUAGUAGUGUGCAGUCUCCUUCGGACUCUAGUCCUCGGAUUAAUCCUUCCGUGAGAGCUUUGACUCCACAAUCUCCUACUGUUGCUUCACCACGAGCAGCUUUCUAUCAGCAGAGUCCUGUGCAAUCGUCAGAUAUGUUGCUGCCGCCGUCGGGGCAGAAGAGGUUCCAGGAGUAUGUUGACAGUCUUACGUCCUCGAGGAGGUCUAGUUGGAGUGCAGAUCAUGGUGGUUCGACUUAUGGGCCCUUUGUUUCGCCGUUCGAUGAGUCUAGGGCCCCGUCUCGAGCUUGUUCUCCCGAUCCUAUGGAUGUUUUCAAUUCGCAAACAAUCAGUGAAAAGUACAAUAUUAUGUCUUCAGAUGGACUGUUAUUAUUCCCCGUCGAUAAGGAGGAUGAUGAUGCGCUUCACGAUCCCUCAGAGCAGGAUCCGGAUGAGUGCGAGAUAUGGACGAGGAGAGGAUUUGUUAAUGUUGGGGGGUUGGCGUUUAUUGUUUUGGGAUUGUUGUGUUUGUUUAUUGGAUACCCGAUUUUGACUUUUGUGCAAGAUGUUAUUAUAGAGCCCGAGAGCCCUUGUGAUGCUGGGGAGUUAUGUAUCGAUAUCGGCCCAAUAGACUUGUUAAAGAAUGUCCGCCGUUCAUUAAUUGAUCCGGAUACUCCUGAGAGUGCGAGAACGAAGAAGUCCGCGUCUGGGAAAGAAUAUAAGCUUGUGGUUAGUGCUGAGCUAAGCGGGAGAGGGAAAACGCGAGGGGAUGAAACUGAAAAAAAAAAAAUGGUAUAUGCUGCUACUGGUGAUUUGGAAUGGUAUGAUCCAGAUGCUAUCACUACCAAGGAUGGAUAUCUCGAGAUCGAAUUCGCCGCCUUUAGGAAUCACGAUUUGGAUUUUCGCUCGGGGAUGCUGCAGAGUUGGAAUAAGAUGUGUUUCAAGGGUGGGAUCAUUGAAGCAAGCCUUUCCCUUCCUGGGCGUGGCGAUGUUUCUGGUUUCUGGCCGGGUUUCUGGACUAUGGGUAACCUGGGUCGUCCGGGAUAUCUUGCUACGACUGAGGGAAUGUGGCCUUACACUUACCAUGACGAGUGCGAUGCUGGUAUCACGGCAAAUCAGUCAAGCCCUGAUGGUAUUAGUUUCCUUCCGGGGAUGAAGCUUCCUGCAUGUACUUGUGCCGGCGAGGAUCAUCCGAGCCCUGGAAAAUCUAGAUCUGCCCCUGAAAUAGAUGCCAUCGAAGCUACCGUUGGAGCCAUCGACAAGGAGGGCAAGACGCUUGUUGGCUUAGCUUCUCAGUCUGCUCAAGUUGCUCCCUUCGACCUGUGGUAUCAGCCAGAUUACGACCAUGUUGCCGUCUAUCACCCUGAGUUUACCGCCAUGAAUGCGUAUCGUGGUGGGUUCUUCCAGGAAGCCAUUUCUGGUAUUUCUAUUUUGAAUAACGACUGGUACGAUGGGAAGCAGUAUCAAACUUAUGGGUUUGAGUAUGAGCCGGGCAGCGAGGGGAUGAUUGAAUGGAAUAUCGGAGAUUUGAAGACAUGGAGGAUGAAUGCUGCUUCAACUGGGCCCAAUGGCAAUAUUGGGCAGCGGCCGAUCCCAAAUGAGCCCAUGUCUGUUAUUGUCAAUGUGGGAAUGGGAUCUUCGUUCGCUUACAUUGACUUUGCCGAGAUCAACAAGUUACUCCCGGCGAAAAUGAGGGUUGAUUGGGUUCGUAUUUGGCAGGAUGAAGAUUGCGAAGACUGCUCGGUUACUUGUGAUCCCCCAGGAUAUCCUACAACGAAUUAUAUCGAGGACCACCUCGAAGCGUUUAUGAACCCAAAUCUAACAAGUUGGGCCUCCACGAAGCACGAGUGGCCAAAGAACACAUUUGCGAAUCAAUGUGCAUGA